AUGCCAGUGCCAGUGCCAGUGCCAGUGGGAACUGAGAGCUGGGAACUGGGAACUGGAGUCGAGGACAAGGACGAGGACGAUGGGUGGAGCUCGGGCCACCCCUCUCUCUGUGUCCCUCCCCCUUCCCCCUCCAACGAGCAAGCACUGCGCAAGGAAGCAAGGAAAGCAAGAAGAGCGCACCUGGCAACCCGGGCACCUGCACCACGGCUUAGCAGGGUACAGGCCAUUGCCGCAAAAAUUGAAUCUCCCCACACCCGCUUGCCCACCAAAAGCUCUGCCUCUCUCUGCCUCUCUGCCUCUGCCGCACCCGACUCGCCUGGCCUCGCCCUCAACCUUUUUCGCCAACCCCCCGAGCAACGCGACGGCCUAGGAUUAUGCGAACUGCCCGGUGACAAGAUGUCGGUCGCCUCAAAGAACCUCUACGACCUCCUCGGUAAUGACGAGGAGGGAUCCGAGACCCCUACUGCCCCUGUCAAGACCGUCACCAAGACAUCCACCAAGACUGGCAAGCCCAACGCCGACGGCACUGGUCCCGCCGGCUCCGCUGCUGCCGCCCGCUCUGGUGGCCGAGGUGGUUUCUCCGCCAACGAGACUGCUUUCCGCGAUGGAGGUGUUGGCUCUGGCGCCAACAGGAGGAAGCCCACUGACGAGGCUCCUCGUGGCGGCUCCCGAGGUGGCCGUGGCGCUCGUGGCCGUGGAGGCCGUGGCGCAACCCAUCACCGCAAUGCUGACGACCGGCACACUAAGAACAUAGUGCCAGGUUCCGAGAAGCAAGCUGCUCAGUCAUGGGGUGCCACCGAGGGCGCUGCCGAGCUCAAUGACGAGCAGGCUGGCGAGGCCAUUGCCCAGACCGAGCAGAAGGACGCCGAGGCUGAGGACGCCGAGGCCGAGGCCCAGGAGCCUGAGGUCAAGCAGGUCACUCUGGAGGCCUACCUCGCCGAGCAGGCCGAGAAGAAGCUUGCGCUGAACAGCAACACAAACACUCGCAAGGCCAACGAGGGUGUCAACUCCAAGCAGGAGAAGAAGUGGGCUGACGCCAAGGCCCUUGUCAAGGAUGAGACUGAGGACUUCAUCGCCGCCUCUGCAGGCAAGAAGCAGCGCGAGCGUGAGCGCAAGCAGAAGGUCCACGUCGACAUUGAUGGCCGCUGGCAGGAGCCUUCCGAGCGUCCCCGUGAGGGCCGUGGCGGCCGCGGAGGCCGUGGUGGUGCUGCUCGUGGUGAUCGUGGUGGCGAGCGUGGCGACCGCCGUGGAGGUGCCCCCCGCGGUGCUCCCCGUGGUGGUGCUCCUCGCGGUGGUGACGGCUUCCCUCGUGGUGGCCCCCGUGGUGGACGUGGCGCCGCUGCCCCCAUCAACACCAACGACACCAGCGCUUUCCCCAGCCUGGGCGGCAAGUAA
Diaporthe amygdali is the source of this 1395-nucleotide messenger RNA. RefSeq names its product elicitor protein. The record is from RefSeq and is a predicted model, not a curated record. Gene Ontology annotation, molecular function: RNA binding. Gene Ontology annotation, cellular component: nucleus; cytoplasm. NCBI's taxonomy places the organism in Eukaryota, Fungi, Ascomycota, Sordariomycetes, Diaporthales, Diaporthaceae. The transcript has 7 exons. The coding region runs from base 1 to 1395 and encodes 464 amino acids.